Erythranthe guttata (spotted monkey flower) is the source of this 2118-nucleotide messenger RNA. Lineage: Eukaryota; Viridiplantae; Streptophyta; Magnoliopsida; Lamiales; Phrymaceae. The record is from RefSeq and is a predicted model, not a curated record.
AUGGCCAAUAUCGAUCCCGUAAAUGAGUCUAGAAGGGAGAAUGCACAGUACUUGACGUGUGACAAAUACGAACAUGGCCGACAAACGAAUAUCGAUGUAGAAGAUCCUAGAAACACUGGAACAAAAAAAUGUGGUUGUCCGUUCAAAUUGAUUGGCAAAAAGUCAAGGUUUGAUGAAUUAUGGCGGUUGACUGUCAGCGAUGGCAGGCAUACUCAUCGUCCGGCUUUGUUUCCUCACGGACAAGGUACGACUAGUCGUAUAACUUCACAACAGAAAGCAAGAAUUAAAGAAUUGCGAAAUUCUCACGUGAAGCCAAUGCUAAUCAUGGAUAGAUUGAGGAAAGAUGAUCCGACGAUACAAACCUCUAUGAAGCAUGUUUACAAUGAGUUGACCAAGAUUAAAUUUGAGGAAAUGGAGGGCAUGACUGUUAUUCAGUUUAUGAUGCAUAACUUUCAACAAGGCGAGUAUCGAUAUUGGCAUCGCGUCGAUAGUGAAACGAGCAACACGAUUACAGAUAUUAUGUUUGCAUGUCCCGAAUCUAUUAAGUUACUACGGCUGUUCCCGUAUGUUAUAUCGAUGGACUGCACAUACAAAACCAAUAAGUAUGCUAUGCCUCUUUUGGAAAUAAUUGGGAUAACUUCAGUUGGGAGGAAUUUUACAAUUGUUGUUGCAUUUAUGUCGCAUGAAGAUGCAGACACCUACGAGUGGACUUUGAAUUGUUUGAAAGAGUUGCUAGAUAGUGUCGAAUCUGAUGCGAUCUUGACAGACAGGGAUUUGGGUCUUUUGAAAGCACUGCCAAAUGUCUUCCCAUUUUCGUAUCAUAUGCUGUGUAUAUUCCAUAUAAACAGAAAUGUUGAGGCAAAUGCGACGAAAUUUAUGGGAGGCAACAAAGACCAAGGUCUAAUAUUCCGACGUGUGCUGUGGGCUAAGCUGGUGAAGUCAGAAACCGAAGAAGAGUAUCAUUACAAUUACAAUGAAAUUGUUGGACGAUAUGCAGGGUAUCCUAGACUGAUACAGUAUUUGAAUGAUACGUGGUUGAUAUACAAGGAGAAGUUUGUUCGAGCCUAUACUCGCAAUGUGUAUCAUUUUGGCAACACGGACACCAACAAGGUGGAGAGUGCUCAUUCUUCAGCGAAUGGUUGGUUAAAUGCUUCGACCAGAGGUCUGGAUAACGUGCAAGGCAAACUUCGGGACCAAGUUUAUAUCCAAAUUAGUCAGCUAAAGUGCGAUUUUUCAUUAUCAUCCAAGAUAAGGAAGCAUACUGCAGCAUGGCCGUGUUUUCAGGGUUUGAUUUGUUAUGUUACGCAUCUGGCAUUAGAGAAAUUUGAUCAAGAGAUGGAGUCCCCGGCGAUGCAAGAUCCGAGUAUUUGCACACAAUAUCUUUGGAAUACUCAUGGGCUCCCAUGCGCGUGCAAAAUUGUGCAGAAAAUGGAAGAUAAUGACACGUUCGUCAUUUCAGACUUGCAUCUAUUCUGGAGUACCAUGGCAGUUGAGCCUUCGGAGCUACCUGAGUAUCAAGUAAACCGCGAGGAGAUUGUGGAUAGACAGAUUGAUGACCUGAAUUGCAAUUUGAAGAAGAUGAAUUACACGAGUAAGAUAAAUGUCGUUGCCUCAUUGCGUGGCAUCGUUUAUCCGUCUACGUCGCAUCUGUCCGAGCCAUCAUUUGUUAAGACCAAAGGACGACCAAAGAAUAACUCGACAAAGAGAGACCCAUCCGGAUGGCAGUAUCAUAUUGAUGAGGAGACAAUUAAGUCGUCUUGUGGUUCCAAGGGUUGCCAAACCUCAUCUGGUGCAAAGAUUCCUAAAGCAAAGGUUGAGAGAAGUGUUAGAGUAGAUGGCAACUGUGGGUACCGGUGCGUUGCUCAAGCCGUGUACGGGGAUCAAGAAAGAUGGCCGCAAGUGAGAGGGGAGUUGCUUAUUGAGUUAUACGAGCAUGCUAAUGUGUGCACGGCGAUGUUUGGCAGCACCGGAUACGUUGAGGUCAUACACAAGUGUGACUGGACCUCAGGGCCUUGUCCACAAGCUUAUUGGAUGUACAUGAAUGAAAUGGGAUUGGCCAUUGCUACCAGAUACAAUGCAUUAGUGGUACUUUUGACUCAAGUCAAUUUGAGUGUCUGA